Molecule: messenger RNA, 2317 nt
Organism: Eupeodes corollae
Lineage: Eukaryota; Metazoa; Arthropoda; Insecta; Diptera; Syrphidae
Gene: sina
Product: E3 ubiquitin-protein ligase sina
Exons: 2
Coding region: 703-1557 (284 amino acids)
Biological process (GO): multicellular organism development; proteasome-mediated ubiquitin-dependent protein catabolic process
Cellular component (GO): cytoplasm
Molecular function (GO): zinc ion binding; ubiquitin protein ligase activity; ubiquitin conjugating enzyme binding
Source: RefSeq, a predicted model, not a curated record
CCAAGUUCACUCAACUUGAGUGCAAGUCGUAGUAAUUUAUAAAUGGUGGAUCAGCGUAUAAUUAUAACACACUUUUUUGUUUAUAAAUUUAUGUGUAAUUACAUUUGUUUAAUAACUCGUAUCUAUUGAUUUUCUUCAACUUGAACAUAGUACACAUGAAGUGAGUGUGUUUUCUUUUGAAUUUUGUCCAAUUUAUUCGUGUUUUCCAAAAAAAGAAAAAUCCACAGUGCAUCGCCCAAAAACAAAAAAGAAAAAAAACCAACAAGGGAAAAAUUAUUUGCACUCUGCGCUAGUAGCAUCAUUGGACAGUAACCACACUCAUUCUUGUUGUUGUUUUCAUUUGUAAUCUUGUCUGCUUUGAACCGUCCCGAACAAAAAACAAAAAAGAAAAACAGAUGACAUUCGACACAUAAAAAAUAAAUUAGAAAAAAGAACUUCGUCGUCUCUUGGUUCCGAUUUCGAGAGACCUUGUGUGAAAUCUAUGCAGUUUCUGCAAAAAAAACGCAGAUAAGGAGGAAUAUUAAUUAGUCUGCAACCCACAGCUCUAGCCCACAGCUUUGUGUCCGUUCUUAUGCGUUGCAACAGUGGAAACAACUUCGCCUUAUUUCUCCCCGCUGCAGAACAGCCUUAGGUACUUGUGGUUAUAUGUUAACAAGCUGAUUGUUUCAUUUUCGUGAAUUGCUCUGGUGCGUGUGUCGCAUAAUGUCCAAUAAAAUCAACCCCAAGCGGCGCGAUGCCACAAACACAUCUUCGUCGUCUAGUUCGUCACUAUCAUCAGCUGGGGGUGGCGAUGGCGGAAUGUCAGCUGAUCUAACAUCACUCUUCGAAUGUCCAGUGUGUUUCGACUAUGUUCUGCCUCCGAUCUUGCAGUGUUCGAGUGGACACUUGGUGUGUGUUUCAUGCCGGUCGAAGCUCACAUGCUGUCCCACAUGCCGCGGUCCUUUAGCCAACAUCAGAAAUCUGGCGAUGGAGAAAGUCGCCUCAAACGUCAAAUUCCCUUGCAAACACUCCAGCUACGGAUGUACAGCAUCGCUGAUCUACACAGAGAAGACAGAACACGAGGAGACGUGCGAAUGUCGCCCAUAUCUAUGCCCCUGCCCUGGAGCCUCGUGCAAAUGGCAAGGACCGCUCGAUCUAGUCAUGCAACACCUAAUGAUGUCGCACAAGAGUAUCACCACCCUGCAGGGCGAAGACAUUGUCUUCCUGGCAACAGAUAUCAACCUGCCUGGUGCAGUUGACUGGGUCAUGAUGCAAUCGUGUUUCGGUCACCAUUUUAUGCUUGUUUUGGAAAAACAGGAGAAAUAUGAUGGGCAUCAGCAGUUCUUCGCUAUUGUCCAGCUUAUUGGGUCCCGCAAGGAAGCCGAAAACUUUGUUUAUAGGCUGGAAUUGAAUGGGAAUCGUCGUCGCCUGACAUGGGAAGCGAUGCCAAGGUCGAUUCAUGAAGGUGUCGCCAGUGCAAUACACAAUUCUGAUUGCCUGGUCUUCGAUACUUCAAUCGCACAGCUAUUCGCCGACAAUGGUAAUCUCGGCAUCAACGUUACCAUCUCCAUUGUCUAAACAGACAGCGGACAGCAGAUGCAGUCGCCAAACAUUGUACAUUAAACCAUAAAAGAUAAAAAAAAACAUUACAUCUACUCCUACAAUACUAUGAUAAUUAUAUUAUACAUUUUUACGUCAUUACACAAGAAGAUUGAUUCUCUGAUUAGUUUAUGAUAAGGUCUAUAGUUUAUAAGCUUUUAUGUAACUAUUCUUUUUUUUGUUAAUUGAAACGUGUAUUUCUAUGAUUUUUGUUUUGUGAAAACAAAAGAGCAGCGCAAUAUUGUGUGUUAAACGAGCUGCUGGGAUUGAUUUCUAUCUCUAUCAAAAUUUAGCUCAAAAAUAAUGAUAAUUCUUUAUCUCAGUUAACAACUACAGUUAAAAUUCUUAGUAGUAUAUUGUUGAAAAGAAACACCAACAAAAAUCAAAUCGUUCAACUCUUGAGCUCGAAAAUAAGAAAAGAUUAUUGAAAGGAAAGUGAAGAUUUCGACUUAAAUAAAUGUAUGUGGCUUAGCACUUUCUCUCGUACACAUAUUUUUAAACACGUAAGUUCGCUUAAGCUCUACAUGUUGUCUAAUAUUUUUAUAAUUACAUAUUUUUGUUGGUUAUAUAUAUAUAUUUUUUUUUAUUUUCGCCUUUUUUGUUUUUCUUUUAUUUUUUAUUUGUAAUUACAAUAUUUUAGUUAAUUUGUAGAAUUAAAUAACAGAAUUAUGAAGCAAAUAUUUGCGAAAUUAUUGCGUAUGCAACUUGGUUCAUAAAUAAACGUAUAAUUUUACACAAA